AUGUCGUUUGGUGGAACUUACGAAUUAGACCAUUGUUUGGAAAUCUUGUAUAAGGGUGAAUUAUUACCAGAAAUAGUUAUUGAGGGAUUAUGUUUUAAAUUAAAAGAAUUAUUGAUUAAGGAAAGCAACGUUGUACAUGUAUCUACACCCAUAACUGUUGUAGGUGAUAUACAUGGUCAAUUCCAUGAUUUGCUAGAGAUAUUUAAUAUUGGUGGUCGUUGUCCUGACACAAACUAUUUGUUUUUAGGUGAUUAUGUUGACAGAGGUUUAUACAGCUUAGAAACUAUUACGUUACUUAUAGUUUUAAAAUUAAGGUAUCCUAAAAGAAUACAUUUGAUUAGAGGCAAUCAUGAAUCUAGACAAAUUACCCAGAGUUACGGAUUUUACACUGAAUGUUUGAAUAAAUAUGGCGGAGACUCACAAGUUUGGAAAAUUUUUACUGAUUUGUUUGAUUAUUUGAUCUUAUCAUGUAUUAUAGAUAAUGAAAUUUUCUGUGUACAUGGGGGACUGAGCCCAAAUGUUCAGACCAUUGACCAAAUUAGAAUUAUAGACAGAAUAAGGGAGAUACCACACGAUGGUGCCAUGGCAGAUCUAGUAUGGAGUGAUCCGGAGGAGGAAAAUAAUACCAUAAGUACUAAUACUAACAAUACAGUAAAUCAAGAUGAACAUUUUCAAGUCAGUCCACGCGGUGCAGGGUACACUUUUGGGAAAAGUAUUGUGGAGAAGUUUUGCCAUUUGAAUAAUAUGAGUAGGAUAUAUAGGGCCCAUCAAUUAUGCAAUGAGGGAUAUCAGAUAUAUUUUCAAGGGUUGUUGACUACAGUAUGGAGUGCUCCAAAUUACUGUUAUAGAUGUGGUAACAAGGCCAGUAUUUUAGAAUUAUAUAAUAAAGAUGAUUAUUUUUUUAAUGUGUUUGAAGAAUCGCCUGAACGCACGAUAAUUAAUAAUAAUGGUAGAAAUCAAUUAAUUAAUCCAAGUUAUUUUGAUAUAAAUAAGAGCAGCGAUGAUAUGGAGUGGUUUGAGGAAGAAACAGCAGAUAAUGAUGAUAGCAAUAAUGGUAUUAAACCCGCCAAUAGCAAUAUAAUAAACAAUAUAAAUAACGGAUUUAGUGGCUCCAAUAGAAGAAAUUUUAUUGGAAAUGAUUACUCAAAAUAUGACAUAUAUUCAGAUUCGUACCAAAGAUUAAAUGCUAGAUCUAGACAUGUAGAUUAUUUCCUAUAA
Saccharomycodes ludwigii is the source of this 1218-nucleotide messenger RNA. RefSeq names its product putative serine/threonine-protein kinase PPG1 (gene PPG1). Gene Ontology annotation, cellular component: FAR/SIP/STRIPAK complex. Gene Ontology annotation, biological process: peptidyl-serine dephosphorylation. The record is from RefSeq and is a predicted model, not a curated record. Lineage: Eukaryota; Fungi; Ascomycota; Saccharomycetes; Saccharomycodales; Saccharomycodaceae. Gene Ontology annotation, molecular function: protein serine/threonine phosphatase activity. The coding region runs from base 1 to 1218 and encodes 405 amino acids. The transcript has a single exon.